Punica granatum (pomegranate) is the source of this 2756-nucleotide messenger RNA. NCBI's taxonomy places the organism in Eukaryota, Viridiplantae, Streptophyta, Magnoliopsida, Myrtales, Lythraceae. The record is from RefSeq and is a predicted model, not a curated record.
GCAAAAAGCAGGAAUUUUUGCUUUUCCUCCUUCCUCCCUUUCACUCUCUUUAGGCCUUUAACAACACUACACAAUGCUGCAGAGUGUGCAGAGUUACAACAGAGGAGCAAAACUAAAGGAAAGAAUGCAGCAAGAAGGAAAUGGUGGGGGAGAGGUAGAGCGACCCUUUUGGGAUCUCGCAGAUGAAUUUAUGGGAGCAUAGAGAUCUGUGUUGGUAAACGAAGGGGCCCUGCAUUUUGGCGUUUGCUUAACGGAGAAGACAACCUCAGUCGCAGAAAUCAAGGGUGGGUGGUUCUAAUUCGAGAAAUUAGGGGCAGUUCUUGCUAAUGCUGCUUUGUGGACUCCCUUUUUCUCGCUCUCACUGUCCCUAAAGCUCAAAAGGUCCGGUUUUGGUGUGGUGUUGAAGCUUUGCCGUUGUGGGUCGAUAAGAAAGGAGGGAAAAAGUGGGGUGUUUUUAGAAAGCUCGAGGCUUGUUGCUUGCUCUGGUUGCUCUCGAAGCUCGCUGUAAGCUCAGGCUUCUCUGCUUUCAUGCCCGUUGAAGGUAUCUAAUUAGUGCUGAUAGUGAACUAAGAUGGGGGAGAUGUGGAGUUGUGGAGAUUACUGAAAUGGGUCUUCUGAGCUUUGGAUCCAGUGACUUCAUUCGCAGGGUGAAGAGAAGGAACUGCUUCAAUUCGAAGAGCAAGCCAGAAUCCCUCUGAUAAACACAAAUAUGAGGCAAAAGACUACACUUCUCGGAGUGCUACCUUUCCUCGUGCACUUAAUUAUCCUCCUCUCUCAUAUAAAUGGCGACAUAAAUUCUGAUAAACAAGCUCUCCUAAAUUUCGUCAGUUCUGUUCCUCACGCAAGGAGACUUAACUGGACUUCCACUUCUCCUAUUUGCUCUUGGGUUGGAGUCACUUGCGACGAUGCAGGUUCCCAUGUGAUUGCACUCCGUCUCCCUGGGAUUGGACUUAUUGGUCCAAUCCCUCCCAACACAAUCGGUAAGCUUGAUGGUCUCAUAUCACUUAGCCUCAGAUCAAACCGCCUGAGUGGAAACCUUCCUUCUGAUAUACUCUCCCUGCCUUCGCUCCAUAACAUCUUCCUUCAAAACAACAACUUCUCGGGUGAAAUCCCAUCGAACUUCUCUUCGAAGCUUUCAGUAGUCGACCUCGCAUACAAUUCUUUCUCUGGAGAAAUCCCACCUACCAUUCAAAAUCUGACCCACCUUACUAUUUUAUACCUCCAGAACAAUUCUCUUACUGGGCCUAUUCCCAAUAUUGAUGUUACUCAGUUAAGAGCUUUAAACUUGAGCUACAAUGGCCUGAAUGGUUCAAUCCCAACUCCCCUUCGGAAGUUUCCGCCUUCUUCUUUUGAAGGAAACACUCUACUCUGUGGAUCACCCUUAAGAGGGUGUGCUUCCAUCUCUCCCUCGUCUCCUCCUUCCCCUCCUGUUCCGCAGAAGCCGAGGCCCUCAAAGAAGAAGCUGAGUCUCGGGAUUAUAAUCGCCAUUGGAGCAGGUGGAGUGCUACUACUGUGUCUCUUACUCUUGAUACUCGUCCUAUGUUGUCUGAAGAAGAAGAAAAGCCGAGAAGACGGCCCUUCUGCAAAGGGGAAAGCUGUAAGGGCUGAGAAGUCAGAGGAGUUCGGGAGUGGGGUCCAGUCGGCUGAGAAGAACCGGUUAGUUUACUUCGAGGGCUGUUCUCAUACUUUCGAUUUAGAGGAUUUGCUCAAAGCUUCAGCAGAGGUUCUCGGCAAGGGGACCUGUGGAACUACCUACAAGGCCAUCUUAGAGGACGGGAUUACUGUGGUUGUGAAGAGGCUGAAGGAACUUGUAGCAGAGAAAAGAGAGUUUGAGCAGCAGAUGGAGAUUGUCCAAAGAGUCGGGAACCACCCGAAUGUGAUUCCACUUCGCGCAUACUAUUACUCAAAGGACGAGAAGCUUCUCAUUUAUGAUUUCAUACCGGGUGGAAGCUUCUCCUCAUUAUUGCACGGCAGGGGAACCCCGUUAGAUUGGGGAUCAAGAGUGAAGAUUUGUCUUGGGGUAGCCAAAGGGAUUGCUCACAUCCACUCGUCCGGGCCCGGGAAGUUCAUCCAUGGUAACAUCAAAUCCUCGAAUGUCCUCCUCACGCAAGAUCUCCAAGGUUGCAUUUCCGAGUUCGGGCUUAGCUCGAUGAUCCGCUCCCUUGUGGUCCCACCAAGGCACGCAGGCUACCGAGCCCCUGAGGUCAUGAAGACCCAAAAGCCCAGCCAGAAGUCUGAUGUCUAUAGCUUCGGGGUCCUCCUCCUGGAGAUGCUCACAGGAAAGUCGCCGGUCCAGUCUCCUCGGAGGGAGGAUGUGUUCGACCUCCCCAGGUGGGUCCAGUCGGUCGUCCGAGAAGAGUGGACCGCUGAGGUGUUCGACGAGGAGCUCCUCAAGGAUCGGAACAUUGAAGAGGAGCUGGUGGAGAUGCUCAAGAUAGCUCUGGCUUGUGUGUCUAGGAUGCCCGACUCGAGGCCGACCAUGGAUGAGGUCAUCAAGAUGAUCGAGGAUGUCCGGCCCUCUGAUUCCGAGAACCUCCCAUCAUCAUCGUCAUAGGACUCACACAGAAGGAUUCAGAUUGCAUCCCCUCAAGUGUUGAUUAGUGUGUGCGGUUGGAGAUUCCAUUUGAAGAUGUGCUAGUCCGAUUGAUUUUGAUUAACCCGAGUUCGACUGACAAUAAAAGGCAUCAGAUUGUGUUGUUUUCCAUUUAACAUUUUGUGUUCUGACAGAUUCAUUGAGGUUGUUGAUUCUCACCCCA